Molecule: messenger RNA, 2201 nt
Organism: Ahaetulla prasina
Lineage: Eukaryota; Metazoa; Chordata; Lepidosauria; Squamata; Colubridae
Gene: SMIM3
Product: small integral membrane protein 3
Exons: 2
Coding region: 521-712 (63 amino acids)
Source: RefSeq, a predicted model, not a curated record
GAGACAAACGAAGACGGGCGGACGAGAGCAAAGCAAGCCUUGGAAUUCAUUCUGCUCGCUCUGGAGAGUGGAAGGGGAGCUCCAGGGCUGCGAACGGAUGCCAGCCUGUCUGCCCGCCAAGCGAAACAGAAUUAGCCUAUUACAUUUACGCCGGACGAGGAAACCCUUCUGCGGCGCUUUUUACUCCUUUCUUGAGAAGGGAAGCAUCACGUCGGGCGGCAGACGGUUCCAACGCCCGGAAACUCGCCUCUUCCUGCCUGAACGCAAGACGACCUUCCCGCUGAAGUGCGCAAAGGGCUUCCUGCCCCUUUGACCCACCCGAGCCCGGCAGGUGAUUCGCGGGAGGGGGCGAAGAAGCCGGUUCUGAGCGCGAAGAUUACCCUCGAAGUCCGCGGGGCAGGAAAGUGGAUGCAGCCCACGGGCGGUUUAUCUCCGGCAACUAACUUGGGUAAAUUAAGUCAGUAGGUAGCAAUGCUUUGAUUCGGAUUGCUGAGCAGUGUCGAGGGAAGAACUUGGGAAGAUGAUGGGUAACUCGGAGAGCAUGGAAUCUACCCAACUCGCCCUGCCGAAGCACAUUCUGGACAUUUGGGCCAUUGUCUUAAUCAUCCUGGGUACCAUUGUCAUCAUGACUUUACUAGUAUUGUGCCCAGCAACAACGGUGAUUAUUUAUAGGGUUUGGACACACCCUAUGCAUCAUAAUGGUGCCGAGUGAGACUGGCCUCCUUGUCACUGUUUGGACUCUGCUUUUGAGGAACACAGGCUAAACGCAAUAGGAAAAGCAGCUGGAUUAUCUGGCAGUUUUCAAGAUUAGGUUGAGCCCUGAGCAGGCAUUGGUAAAUUGUCAGCAAAGAUAUGGUAGCAACACAUCUGCUGUCAGCAUGUGAUAAGAAUGCUACAGCUCACAAAAAGUAUCUUCUGAGUGCCUGGUUAUCUAUUUGGCUUAUGUCCACAGAACAUUACAUCCUGGACUUUAUCCCUACUUGUGGAAUGAGCUAAACUGCUACAGAAUUCCAGAUCCUUCCAGUUUAGAUUUCUGGUGUGUGUACUACAUUCAAAAUGAGCCUGUUUUCAUGUUUACUGAGCAAACUAUUCCAAGGGAACAAGAAGAUGGCAGAAUCACAGUGCUGAAGAGGACACCUUUAGUAAAUUUUAAAUAGUGACUGCUUUGCACAAGCAAUUUGCUUUAUCUGAUCCAGACAAUCUUCAUUCCACAACAAAUCAGAUGAGAUGGAGAGCUAGAGGUCUUGGCUGAUAUAUUUGUGGUCCACCUUUUUCCCAGUACCCUCUGUUUGAAGCAGCACCAGUUAAAGAGGAUUAAAAGGUAGAAAUGAGAAGUCAGCAGAUAAGUGACUGGUGGAAAUCAUAUUUGGUAUACUGCAGUUGAACAGUACAUUCAUAAAGGGAGGUUUAGUUUAAAGAAAUUGAAUGAACAUAAUAUAGGGAAAGAGAAGGGAGAGGCUAAGCGUCUAGAAAAAAUAUUUUACUGUCAGAGAUUGGUGUAAGAUGUGACCAUGAGAAAAUAAAAUUUAAAAAAAACUUUUUAUUUGUGAAACUAGAUUUUGUGAUAGGAAGGUCUGUCUCAAAAAAUAUUUUACAGUUAUUGUGCUAUACAAGUAGUAUUACGAUGGAGGAUUUUUGUUAUUAUUUUAGGAGAUUGAUUUCAUCAUCAAACCUUUUAAAAAUAUGUUCUCUUUUUAGUAAUUGGCUUCUUAGAAGUACUACAGUAGCUUCCUUCAAAUGGUUGGAACAAAAUCAUUCAGAUUUCUUGGGGACAGCCAGUCUACACAUUUCAUUUACCUGGCUGAUAGAAUAAUUUGCAUUUUCAAGGAUCAGGCAAUGUAAUGUCUUUUCUCUUUCUCCCAUAGUUAAUAGUGUCAGGAAUGAACACAUUCAAGUCACACUUGUUUUCCAUUCCCUUGUACAGUAGGGCUGGUAGCCUCUCAUCCACAGAGGUUAUUAGUCCUCUAAGAUCUACAGAGAACAUAAACAUUUAGUAGGGAUUUUGGUACAUGCCUUAAAGGAAAUGUUUUGAUAGGUAAAAAAGUACUGCAGUAUUUAAUAAAUGACACAAUCAAUACUCAUAUACAUAUCAACUGACACUGAAUUCAUUUCCAGUCAACAUAACAUGAAAAAAUUGUUAUAUUAAAUUUCAGUAUUGUACAAUGCCGUGUAAUAAACUGUUAUUGGUGCCUGUCUCUGAA